This is a messenger RNA of Lepus europaeus (European hare), 2210 nucleotides long. It is a transcript of the gene TAF15, whose product is annotated as TATA-box binding protein associated factor 15. NCBI's taxonomy places the organism in Eukaryota, Metazoa, Chordata, Mammalia, Lagomorpha, Leporidae. Gene Ontology annotation, cellular component: nucleus. Gene Ontology annotation, molecular function: RNA binding; transcription coregulator activity. Bases 93 to 1913 code for a protein of 606 amino acids. Gene Ontology annotation, biological process: regulation of DNA-templated transcription. The record is from RefSeq and is a predicted model, not a curated record. The transcript is spliced from 16 exons.
GCCCUCAGAACAGCUCCGGCCGCCGCGCCGCCUGGCUGUGGUAUUCCUUGUUCUCGGCGGGCUGUGGGGGCUCCGCGCCGCGGCCGUUAGUCAUGUCGGAUUCUGGAAGUUACGGUCAGUCUGGGGGUGAGCAGCAAAGUUAUUCUUCCUAUGGAAAUCAAGGGAACCAGGGCUAUGGACAAGCACCACAAAGCUAUUCUGGUUAUGGGCAAACGACUGAUUCCUCAUAUGGACAAAACUAUGGCAGUUACUCCGGUUAUGGACAGAGCCAAUCAGGUUAUUCACAGUCCUAUGGUGGUUAUGAGAAUCAAAAGCAGAGCUCAUAUGGCCAACAGUCAUAUAAUAAUCAGGGACAACAAAACACGGAAUCAUCUGGAGGCCAAGGUGGAAGAGCACCUUCAUAUGACCAGUCAGACUAUGGUCAACAAGAUUCCUAUGAUCAGCAGUCAGGCUAUGAUCAGCAUCAGGGCUCAUAUGAUGAGCAAUCAAAUUAUGAUCAACAGCAUGAUUCCUAUAAUCAAAACCAGCAAUCCUAUCAUUCACAAAGGGAAAAUUACAGCCACCACACACAAGAUGACCGUCGUGAUGUGAGUAGGUAUGGAGAAGAUAAUAGAGGAUAUGGCGGGUCACAGGGAGGAGGUAGAGGGCGUGGGGGAUAUGACAAGGAUGGAAGAGGUCCUAUGACAGGAUCAAGUGGUGGUGACCGCGGUGGCUUCAAAAAUUUUGGUGGUCACAGGGAUUAUGGACCCAGACCAGAUGCUGAUUCAGAAUCUGACAAUUCAGAUAACAACACAAUCUUUGUGCAAGGACUUGGGGAGGGUGUGUCUACAGAUCAAGUGGGGGAGUUCUUUAAACAAAUAGGGAUUAUCAAGACAAACAAGAAGACCGGGAAACCAAUGAUAAAUCUUUACACAGACAAGGAUACUGGGAAGCCAAAAGGCGAGGCAACAGUGUCAUUUGAUGACCCUCCUUCCGCUAAGGCAGCUAUUGACUGGUUUGAUGGAAAAGAAUUCCAUGGCAACAUCAUUAAAGUGUCCUUUGCCACCAGAAGACCUGAGUUCAUGAGAGGUGGUGGAAGUGGAGGUGGGCGGCGAGGCCGUGGAGGAUACAGAGGCCGAGGAGGCUUUCAGGGGAGAGGUGGAGAUCCCAAAAGUGGAGACUGGGUUUGUCCCAAUCCGUCAUGUGGAAAUAUGAAUUUUGCACGAAGGAAUUCUUGUAAUCAGUGCAAUGAGCCUAGACCAGAGGACUCUCGUCCCUCAGGAGGGGAUUUCCGGGGGAGAGGCUACGGUGGAGAAAGGGGCUACAGAGGUCGUGGGGGCAGAGGUGGAGACCGAGGCGGCUAUGGUGGAGACAGAAGUGGGGGUGGCUAUGGUGGAGACAGAAGUGGUGGCUAUGGCGGAGAUAGAAGUGGGGGUGGCUAUGGCGGGGACAGAAGUGGGGGUGGCUAUGGUGGGGACAGAGGAGGUAGCUAUGGUGGGGAUCGAGGAAGCGGUUAUGGUGGCGACCGAGGCGGUGGCUAUGGUGGAGACAGAGGGGGCUAUGGUGGAGACCGAGGUGGCUAUGGCGGAGACCGAGGAGGCAGCUAUGGUGGAGAUCGAGGAAGUUAUGGUGGAGACCGAGGAGGUUAUGGUGGAGAUCGAGGAGGCUACGGAGGAGAUCGAGGGAGCUAUGGAGGAGACCGAGGAGGGUAUGGAGGAGACCGAAGUAGGGGAGGCUACGGAGGAGACCGUGGUGGCGGCGGUGGCGGCGGUGGCUAUGGUGGAGACAGAAGUGGAGGCUACGGCGGAGACAGGAGUGGUGGCGGCUAUGGAGGAGACCGAGGUGGGGGCUAUGGAGGAGAUCGAGGUGGCUAUGGAGGCAAAAUGGGAGGAAGAAACGACUACAGAAAUGAUCAGCGCAACCGACCAUACUGAUGACUGUUUUGAAUGUUCCUUGGUCUCUGACAUGAUCCAUAGUGAAAUUGCCAGAGUUAUGCCUGCUGCUUUCCUCGUGGCCUCCUCUUGGGUAGUGAAAUUAAGUGACGUUUGGAUUUUUAUUUGGGUGGGAGGGCAGGGACAAUUUUUCUUUUAGAAGUGUCCGUUGAAAUUUCCCCUUUUAGUUUCCAUCCUUCUCCUUCCUAGCCCUUGAAGCUAAGUGCGUUGUAAAAUAUUGCCAAAAUGAGAAGUGUUUUGUAAUACUGCAAUAAAAGCUGCUUGUUUUUGUGGACUUUG